GGUCCUGCAGACAGAUGCGAGACAGGUCCUGUCACCACGCUGCCAGAAGCAUCCCUCCCAGUCUCCCCCAGUGCCUUGCUCAGAUGCCAUAAACACAGCCAGUGUUCCAGAAUACUUGCUGAUGAUGACAAUAAACCCUAGGUGAUGGUGAGAGGAGGAAGCGUGACAAAGGGACCUUAGAUUCUGAAGGCAAAGUUGGUGACAGGUGUCAUUUAUUCAAUCAAGAGCUGUUUAGCAGGCACCUACCAUACAUCUAGUAUUGUACUAAGCACUGGGGAAACGUAGCAGAAAGAGAAGGUCCCUUGUCUUCGUGAAGCGUCAGUUCAGAGGGGGCAUUAUGCACAUUGAAGUGAUAAGUGAGCAGAGAGAAGAGUGUCUAAGUCUGCCUGGGCAAUCAGGGAAGACUUCAUAGAGGAAGUGAUACUUGAACUCCAGCUUAAAGGAUUGGCCAGGAGAGAGAAUUUCAGGCAGAGGGGACAGUAUAUAAAAGCCUCGAAGGCAUGAGAGAAGAUGCAAUGGACCCUGCUGCCAACUAGAGGUAGCGCGGCACUGCUGGGAGGGGUGUUUGUGUGGGGCACAGAGGGAGGCAGCGGGAGAUGAGGCUGGGGAAACAGAUACGAGCAGCUCACAAAGGACUCUGGGUGCCCUGGUAAGGAAUUCGGGAACGAUGUUAUCUGCUAUAUUGUCCAUCUCGGUAAGCCGCCUAAAAUCCCAUCUGCAACAAGGCAGGGAGGGGGGUUCGGAUAACAAACGAACUAAAUAAAUAAAUAAGCAAGGCUCCAUGGCAGGUGUUAAUCCGCUUUUCUUGUAGAUCUCCGGCAGCCAGGUGGGUUAAGCAGCAUGAAUAGAUUUGAAAUUGUGCUGAUGGGAAAACCAGCAACUGUUUGCUGAGCCCUUGGAGGGAGAAAGCGUGUGUGCGCGGGUGUGGGCAGGCAGGCAGCCGUUUGGCUCUGACUCAUAGAGCCGACUUUGCCCAGGCAGUCUCCCGAGCCUAUUUCUGCCAUUUGGGGGCCCCGGGAUCUCCUUUCUGAGUGUAGUGAGACCGGAUGAGGCUGGGCCAGGCCAGCAGCCCCAGGACCGCAACAGAACCCUGGCACUCAUUUGCUACCCUUGCUUCCAGCGUUGUGGGGUGUUUUCUUGCAGGAAGUGGCAGUGGGAACAAAGUGUCCUGAGCCUCCAGGGGAAGGGUGCCCUGCCCCAUCCUUUCCAGCUGAGGAAACAGAUGGAGGGCCUUGGUCAAGGUCACCACAGGUGAAUGGCAGAGCUGAGGCGGGAACCCUGGGGUCUGACCCCAGCCACACCAUGUGCACAUGCUGACUUCUUUCAGACGAGCAUCUUUGGACACCGGCUGGACUCACAGGGGCUGGGCAUAUUGGAACCAUGGAAUAUUGAUCAUGAAUCUGAAAGCCUUCGUGGUCUUGCUCUGUCAUCGCCACGGCUGAAAGGGCAACCACCCAUCUCAUGGACUUCACCACACCAAAGAGCACGUGUACAUGUGUGUAGAGGAGCGCCCUUUUGUCUGUUCCGGUAUAAUGAUGGCAUCGUGAUUAUGUUGGAGAAUGGCCUUAUUUUUAGAUGUGCACUGAAUUAUUUAGGGUGAAACAUCGUUCUGUCUGUAGUUUACAAGUUGUUCAGAAAGAAGUACAUACAGAUGGGACAAAUAUGGCAAACAGUUCACAACUGUUGAAUCUACAAGGAAAUUGAUGCCUUGUCAAGAUGAUGAUUAAUCAUUUGUAUUCGGGAGCAGCAGAUAUGGGGAUCAACCACCUACCAUGGGUUUUAUGAACAAACUCCUAUUCUAUUGCUCACAUCCCCUAUCCUACCUUCAAACUUGUCUUACCUAUGGCAUUCAAGAGACAAGUGAAAAACUUCGUGAAAAAUUACUCAGACGCUGAAAUAAAAGUCAGGGAAGCAACUUCUAAUGAUCCUUGGGGUCCUUCUAGCUCUCUGAUGUUAGCUAUCAGUGACCUGACUUUCAACACAGUUUCUCUCUCAGAGAUUAUGAAUAUGCUAUGGCAGAGACUAAAUGACCAUGGGAAGAACUGGCGCCACGUGUAUAAAUCCCUCACGCUAUUGGAUUAUCUCAUCAAGAAUGGAUCAAAGGAAGUUAUUCAGUUUUGCAUAGAGGGGUUCUAUAACCUUAAAAUGCUAAAAGAUUUUCAACACAUAGAUGAAGCCGGAAAAGACCAAGGUUACUAUAUCAGAGAAAAGUCUAAGCAAGUCCUAUCAUUGCUGAUGGAUGAGCAGCUGGUGCAUAAAGAGAGGGAAGUAGCAUGUCGGACUAGACGGCGUAGCUCCUACCCUGUGACGUUCUCUGAGAGGUUACCUGCACCAGGUAACUCACCAACCGCCUGGGCUUCUGACCCCACACCAGAAGUUCCUGCUUCGGAGAAGAAGUGUAAGCUUCUUAAGGUUUCCAGGCUACGUAAAAAAAAGAACACUCCCAAGGCAGAGUCGAAACAAGAGCGGCGGCGAGGCCUUCAGCCGCCCAGUGAAGCCGUGGCGUGCCAGGGGGCACUGCCGCUCAAGUGCGCUGCUUGGAAAUCGGCGGAGGACCUGAUGUUAUUUUAUGAGGAUGAUCCGAAGCCACCUUUGCUGACAGUUCCUCCUGCCAUUGUGUCAUCAACUUCAUGGCUGUCAGAAGGGCAAGCAGACAUGUGUAACCUCUGGGAUGCGGAUGCUGUACUUACUCCCUCAGGGAAAAACCCAUCUCUGCUGACAAAUGUGAAUUUAGACAAGAAAUCAGACAGUACCAUUACAAAGACUGUAACAGAAAAGCCUUUGCAAAUGCCUCCAGAAAAGUGUUCAGCUGCAAAAAGUUUUGAAGCCUUGACAAGUUUACCAGCAUUUUGGUCAUCGAGCAAAGAAGAGUGUAUCAGCCCAAAUUUAAGAAUAUCCAAGUCAGAUUCUACUUUCUACAACCAGGCCUCUGUAGAGACACUCUAUGUCUCUCCCUCAUUCAAAAUAUUUGACCCAGUGAAGGAGACUGUCAUCAAUAAGGACUCUCAGAAACCAACACAACCCAGCAUCGCUCAGGUGGACGAUGAAAACCUUAAGACCUUAAUGACAUGGGUUUCAACCACCUCGGAGGUGACAUCAUCCUUCUCUACAUUAUCCAUGUCGUCUCCUGACUCAGCCACUCCAGAGAAGCCUGCUCCUCUCUUGCCCCCGAUUUUGGCUGUACCAUCCAUCUGGACUCUGUCCCAUCAACAGGGUUCUCCAGCCUCCAACACAGAGAGAGAUAAGACAGCCGGGGUCCAUCACCCCUUUGUUCCUCAGGGCCCUGUGUCUUUUGAUGAAGAAAUGGACAACUUCAGUCCACUGGAUGUUCUUCCAGAUACUUCUGAGUCUGUGAAAAAGAAUCCAAGUCCUCUUUCCAGCAGUAAUUGGGUAGAGUUUUCCACCCACAGUGUAGACCGCUUCACCUGUCCUGGCGUUCACACAACCGAAGGCCGGCCCAGGGAGCCCGAAGCAAACCAUUCCGUUCCCGUUCUUCUCGGGGAGGUCAGAAAUGCCAUAGUCACACUGCACGAAGACCUGAGUCUGGUGAUACAAGAGCUCAGGCUCAUCAGUAGCCACCUGGUAAGCAUGGGUGGGAACAGCCUGCAAACCAGCGCAGCUUUGCAGGGUCCCCCGUCUUCUGAGGGGGGCUCAGAGCAAAUCUAAUCAUCCAGAUAGCCAUUUCUGAUGGAACUCACAUGGUUCCACAUCCAAAACCCUCAGUUAACCUGUUCCAGAUUCUCAUCGCUAUGGCAAGAUAGGGUGACAGUUCAAUUUUUCUUUGUGGGGUUUCUUGACAACUCACACCAAUAAAUUCAUUUGGGUGGUUUAUUUUUAAAACAGAAAAGGUAUCACCUUUGGUAAUAUUUUCAGAUUUAGAUAUCAGUUUACUUGAAACUGAAGAGAAUUUCAUUCUUCCACUCUCUGUACUUUAAAUCAAAAUACAUUAAGCGUUAGUGAAAGUUGUGGUAAGACCUCAAAUGGAAGAUGACUGCAGUCCGAGAGCUUUGGGGUAACUUGGCAAUAAGAAGCCCUUUAAUCUCGACCUGUUUGGAGCACCAUUGUUAACAAGCCUCUUCCUGGAAUUAGGAAGAUUGAGUCUGGGGUACACGUUCCACAUGUUCUCGUGCGGGGCCUCUGGUUCUGUAAACCGUGGGCCCCGACCUCCCCUUCCUGUGGACGCCACGUUGGUUGGGAGUUAAGUUGAGACAAACAGAACGCUGAAUGGCAUUUUUAUUGUUAAUAUACUUGUAUAUUACAAAGAGGAUUCAAAUGCAUAUUUCUCUUCUCUCGUAUUUUUAAAAAUAAGUUUGAAAUUUUCAUCUUACAGUAUCUUUUUAAUUCAUUAAGACAGCCUUUCAAACAGAAAUGUCUCUAUUGUUAUAUUCAUGGGCAGAACAAUCGACUCUGGGGAUCACAGGCCAGUGCCUAACAACGGUCUCGCACAUAACAAUCACUGGAGACGCUUUGAUUUCGUUCUUUAUGUAGUUGAGAGAACAGUGUAAGGCUCUGCAUGUACCUAGCACUCAAUUUCAACAAUUAUCUAUGAAAGACUAAAAUGAUCCCUGAUCAUUUUUAAAAGAUAUGGGGCAUAUAAAAAAAUAUUCUAAUGCCUGGGUGCCACUCCCAAACUGACACUGCUUUUCACCACGCAAACUGGGUCAAGACCUA
Messenger RNA from Artibeus jamaicensis (Jamaican fruit-eating bat), 4671 nucleotides. It is a transcript of the gene ENTHD1, whose product is annotated as ENTH domain containing 1. The record is from RefSeq and is a predicted model, not a curated record. The transcript has 11 exons. Gene Ontology annotation, molecular function: clathrin binding; phospholipid binding. Lineage: Eukaryota; Metazoa; Chordata; Mammalia; Chiroptera; Phyllostomidae. Gene Ontology annotation, cellular component: endosome; plasma membrane; clathrin vesicle coat. The coding region runs from base 1843 to 3666 and encodes 607 amino acids. Gene Ontology annotation, biological process: endocytosis.